Messenger RNA from Penicillium odoratum, 1434 nucleotides. RefSeq names its product aldehyde dehydrogenase. The coding region runs from base 1 to 1434 and encodes 477 amino acids. The transcript is spliced from 4 exons. Gene Ontology annotation, molecular function: succinate-semialdehyde dehydrogenase (NAD+) activity. NCBI's taxonomy places the organism in Eukaryota, Fungi, Ascomycota, Eurotiomycetes, Eurotiales, Aspergillaceae. The record is from RefSeq and is a predicted model, not a curated record.
AUGUCUGAUCUCGGUUCCAAAGUGACGCCACUCAUCAUCAACGGUGAGUCGAUCGUCACUGACAUCAAGUUCGAGGUUCAUGCGCCCGCUACUGGAGAAUUGUCUGGCUUCUGUGCUGGUGCCUCGGUUGAUGAUGCCCGACGCGCUGUUGAUACCGCCCAAGCUGCUUUCCCAGCCUGGGCUAAGGUGCAGGCGUAUGAUCGCCGUGAUAUUAUGUUCCGGGCUGCGGAGAUUAUGGUCUCGCGCAAGGAGGAGCUGAUUGCGUAUCAGCGCGAGGAGACUGGCGCGGGCCGGCCCUUUGCUGAACACACCUUUAACUUGGGUGUUAGCUUCAUUAAGGACUUUGCGGCUCGCAUUCCGACUAUUGAGGGUAUCGUGCCCAAUGUCACUCGGCCUGGUGAGGGCGCGAUGGUCUUCAAGGAGCCAUAUGGUGUGGUUCUGUCAAUUGCGCCCUGGAACGCACCUUUCAUCCUCGGUACCCGCGCAGUAGCUCUGCCCCUUGCAGCUGGGAACACAGUCGUUCUCAAGGGUUCUGAGCUCGCGCCCAAGUGCUUCUGGGCUCUGGGCGAUGUUUUCCGCCAAGCUGGUCUGCCCGCAGGAUGUCUGAACGUCAUUUACCACCAGGUCGCGGACGCCGCGGCGGUGACAAAUGCAUUGAUUGCCCACCCUGCCGUGCGCAAGGUUAACUUCACCGGUAGCACGAUGGUCGGAUCGAUCAUUGCAUCCACCGCGGGCAAGUACAUCAAGCCUGUACUCCUUGAGCUAGGUGGCAAGGCAUCGGCCAUCGUGCUGGAUGACGCAGAUCUGGACAAGGCAGCGAUGAACUGCGCCCUUGGAUCAUUCAUGCAUUCCGGCCAAAUCUGCAUGUCAACCGAGCGCAUCGUAGUCCAACGUGGUAUCGCGGACGAAUUCAAGACCAAGCUCGCCGCAGCAGCUGAGAAGCUCUUCGGUAAAGAGGCGCCCGCCCUCUGUCUCGUCAAUUCCGCAGCCGUCACAAAGAAUAAGCGCCUCGUCUCGGAUGCCGUCUCUCGCGGCGCGACCCUUCUCUUCGGCGAUGCCAACGCCAACGAGACCAGCACCACCAUGCGACCCAUCAUCGUUGCAGACGUCAACAAGGAAAUGGAUAUCUACGCGACCGAGUCAUUCGGUCCGACCGUAUCGCUGAUGGUCGUCGACACCGAAGAAGACGCCGUGGCACUAGCCAACGAUACCGAAUAUGGUCUGACAUCUGCUGUGUUCACAUCGAACCUGUUCCGCGGGUUACGUGUCGCAAAGCAGAUCGAGUCUGGUGCCGUCCACAUCAACGCGCUGACCGUUCACGAUGAGCCUGUGCUCCCGCACGGUGGCUGGAAGAGCAGCGGCUUCGGUCGCUUUGGUGGAAUUGCGGGUUAUGAUGAGUUCCUGCAGACGAAGACUGUGACUUGGCAUGAGUGA